AUGGCUUUUCGCGACAGGGUGUACCUUGUGCGAGCCACCGAAGGCUUCCAAUUGAUGAUCCCGUCGAGUUACGUGGCGGAACUAAAGAAGUAUCCAGAAGACGUUCUGAGUGCGAGAGACGCAAUCGCCGACGCGCUGCAAAGCAAAUGGACAAAGUUCUGGCCUGGCCACAACGUUGACCUUUUGACAUUUGUUGUGCGGACGCGGUUGACGCAGAACCUAGUCAAGCUGGCUCCCGUCCUGAAGAAGGAGCUAGACGACAUCAUCGCCACUGACUUUCCUGCCUGCGACGACUGGACUCCUGUGAAAUGGCAUCCGUUCGCGCUCCGAACCAUCAGCCGACUCAGCGCCAGAGCUUUCGUCGGCCCUGAACUAUGUCGCGACAAACGCUGGCUAGACACAACCGUGAAUUUUGCUGUGCACGUCUUCAUGGCCGGUGCCAAGCUGCAAUUCUUCCCCGAAUGGAUGCGACCCCUGGCGCAGUACCUCGUGUCGGACAUAGGCAAGAUUCAUCGCGACAUACAGAAUGCCAAGGAUAUGAUUAGGCCGAUCCUCGAACAGCGCGUGCGCGACCAGGACUCGACGGCAUGCGAGGGCCCUCCAAAUGAUGUGCUGCAGUGGUUCAUGGAAGGCAUGGCCGAGGGCGAAAAAGCCGACUUGGCGGCGCAUGUUGAGCUCCAGCUCGUCAUUGCUGCGGCCUCCAUCCAUACGACAAACGGCGUCGUCUGCGAGUGCAUGUACGAUCUGGCCGCAGAUGUGGCCCUUCAGGAGGAGCUGCGCGAGGAGGCUCGACAGGUUCUCGAGGAGGGCGACGGAUGGCGUCACAAGGAGAGCAUGGCGAUGUUGAAGAAGUUGGACAGCUUCAUGAGAGAGGUCCACAGGCUACACGGCAACAUUGUUUCCUUCGCCCGCAAGGUUAGGAAGCCCAUAGCCCUCUCCGACGGCACCGAGCUGCCCGUGGGCACGCGCGUCAUCACCCCUGCGGCCGGCAUCGCCAGCGACGAGCGCUUCUUCCCCAACCCGGACAUACUCGACGCCAUGCGCUUCUACCGCCUGCGCCAAGAAUCGGACGAGGCAAACAACCGGCUGCAGUUCACCUGCCUCGGAGAUACGUACGUCAACUUCGGCGCCGGCAAGCACGCCUGCCCGGGGCGGUUCUUCGCCGGUAACGAGAUCAAGCUCAUCCUCGCGCGCUUCCUCCUCGCCUACGACAUAAGGCUUCGGCCAGGAGAAAAGCGGCCGAGAUCGUUUUGCGUGGUCAUGACAAAGACGCCAAACCCAAACGUCGUGCUCGAGUUUAGGAGGCGAAGGCUCUGA
This is a messenger RNA of Purpureocillium lilacinum, 1317 nucleotides long. RefSeq lists its product as uncharacterized. Gene Ontology annotation, molecular function: heme binding; monooxygenase activity; oxidoreductase activity, acting on paired donors, with incorporation or reduction of molecular oxygen. The record is from RefSeq and is a predicted model, not a curated record. Lineage: Eukaryota; Fungi; Ascomycota; Sordariomycetes; Hypocreales; Ophiocordycipitaceae.